CAAUGGCGCUGCCCUCUUCCUUCUUGGUGGCCCUGGUGGCGCUGGGCUGCAACUCCGUCUGCUCUCUGGGCUGUGACCUGCCUCAGACCCACGGCCUGCUGAACAGGAGGGCCUUGACGCUCCUGGGACAAAUGAGGAGACUCCCUGCCAGCUCCUGCCAGAAGGACAGAAAUGACUUCGCCUUCCCCCAGGACGUGUUUGGUGGAGACCAGUCCCACAAGGCCCAAGCCCUCUCUGUGGUGCAUGCGACGAACCAGAAGAUCUUCCACUUCUUCUGCACAGAGGCGUCCUUGUCUGCUGCUUGGAACACCACCCUCCUGGAGGAAUUCUGCACGGGACUUGAUCGGCAGCUGACCCGCCUGGAAGCCUGUGUCGUGCAGGAGGUGGGGGAGGGAGAGGCUCCCCUCACGAACGAGGACUCCAUCCUGAGGAACUACUUCCAAAGACUCUCCCUCUACCUGCAAGAGAAGAAAUACAGCCCUUGUGCCUGGGAGAUCGUCAGAACAGAAAUCAUGAGAUCCUUGUAUUAUUCAUCAAUAGCCUUGCAGAAAAGAUUAAGGAGCGAGAAAUGAGACCUGUUCAACAUGGAAAUGAUUCUCAAUGACUCAUCACACCACACUUUCCACCUGUCCUGCCAUGUCAAAGACUCUCAUUUCUCCAUUCUGCUGCGACAUGAAUGGAAUCAAUUUGUUCAAUGUUUUCAGGAGUAUUAAAUGACAU
Lynx canadensis (Canada lynx) is the source of this 720-nucleotide messenger RNA. Its product is annotated as interferon alpha-like. Gene Ontology annotation, molecular function: type I interferon receptor binding; cytokine activity. NCBI's taxonomy places the organism in Eukaryota, Metazoa, Chordata, Mammalia, Carnivora, Felidae. The record is from RefSeq and is a predicted model, not a curated record. The transcript has a single exon. Gene Ontology annotation, biological process: adaptive immune response; humoral immune response; positive regulation of peptidyl-serine phosphorylation of STAT protein. Bases 3 to 572 code for a protein of 189 amino acids. Gene Ontology annotation, cellular component: extracellular region.